AUGGUUCCCAAAAAUGUCUUGGCUAAGACGGCUGCUCGAAUAAAGUGUCAAAAGUUUCCUUUUAGCACCAAAAACGCCAAAGAAACAAUCGCUGCGACAUCUCACGAUGUAUCAACGAAGCAGCAACUAUUCAUAACUGAUCCCAUAUCACCUGGCUCAAUCUUUUUCCUUCCUAACGGUACGAGAAUCGUCAACAAAUUGGUCAAUUUCAUGAAGCUCCAGCAGCAGUACAAAUAUGGUUUCCAGGAAGUCAUCACGCCUUUGAUCUACCGUAAAUCUCUGUGGGAACAAUCUGGACAUUGGGAAAACUAUAAAGAUGACAUGUUUCGGGUCGAAGGUAAUGACUUAGAAAAAGAACAGUACGGGCUAAAGCCAAUGAAUUGUCCAGGACAUUGUGUGAUCUUUGGCAGAAGUAGCAGGUCCUACAAUGAUCUACCACUUCGUUUUUCCGACUAUUCGCCUCUGCACCGAAACGAAGCAUCUGGGGCCCUCACAGGCUUAACCAGAGUAAGAAAAUUUCAUCAGGAUGAUGGCCAUAUUUUUUGUACUUCUGACCAAGUCAGGAAUGAAAUUAAAAGUUGCAUAGAAUUGAUAGAUCUUUGUUAUGGGAAAGUUUUCCCACUGGGCCAAAAUGGUACCCCAACAGAAUAUGAAUUGCGCCUAUCAACCAGGCCUGACAAAUCCAUUGGGUCCCUUGACGAUUGGAAUCAUGCUGAAACGGUUUUAAAAGAUAUAAUCGUGGAAUCUGGGAAAAAAUGGUCUUUGAAUGAAGGUGAUGGGGCCUUUUACGGGCCCAAGAUAGAUAUAAUAUUGAAUGAUCAUGCUGGAAAGUCUCAUCAGGUCGCCACUAUACAGCUGGACUUUCAACUUCCAGAGAGAUUUGAUCUAAAGUACAAGGACAAAGACAACAAAUUCAAAAGGCCAAUAAUGAUUCAUAGAGCUGUAUUUGGGUCCAUUGAAAGGUUUUUGGCACUUCUUAUUGAUUCUAACCAAGGAAAAUGGCCUUUUUGGUUAAAUCCAUAUCAAUGCAUGAUAAUUCCUCUAAACACGAAGGACCCAGAACUGGUACAAGCUUCUAAGACGCUCCAAAAAGUUUUGAGAGCUGAGUCAGAUCGUGAUCAAAGUCCCGUGCCGCUACAUUCAAUGCAUUUUAACGUAGAUGUGGAUUGCCGCGCAGAGCCAGUUAAUUAUAGGAUCAAAGAUGCAAUAACGAAACAGUACUCCUAUCUGAUCAUGGUCGGCGCUAAAGAAAUUGAAAGUGGCAGAUUUGCUAUCAGGUCUCGCGAGUCUCGUGAAGUGAAGCAUUCGACCACCAAGGAGAUUGUGAAAAUAUUCUCCGAUCUGGAGAAGAACUACCAAUAG
Lachancea mirantina is the source of this 1362-nucleotide messenger RNA. Lineage: Eukaryota; Fungi; Ascomycota; Saccharomycetes; Saccharomycetales; Saccharomycetaceae. The record is from the annotation of a GenBank genome assembly.